GGCGGGAACGCGAGGAGUGAAGUUGUGUGAUUUGUUUUAUUUUGUCUAUUUAGUGUUUCUUCGGGUUUAAAUGUAUAAUAAUGGUGGUUUAUUAACGGUUUAAUAUCUGUGAAAGUGCACAAAUGUGGGAAAAUGAAACAAAGCAGCUGGACGUAACUUUUCUGGAUCCUCCAAAAAGUCCACUGAAAAAAUUUUAUUUGUACGCUGUUAGAUCACGAAAAUGGAAUCGGACCCUGCUACUCACAGCGAUUCUCACGAUGGCGCGGAAGUGUCGCCUCAAGCCGAUAACCAGGAUAACCAGGUUGCCGAUACUAUCGAUGAUUUGCCUGACAAUAAUUCAGCAAGUGACGAUGUGACCACUGAGCCUGAGGAACUUGCUGCGAAUGGUGGUCCAACUAGCAGCAGCGAUGUUUUGGACGUAGAGCCUUCUAUUGCACCUCCUGCUCAGGAAGAGCAUCCUGUAGUUGAACAAGGUAAUGCAGAUGCUGAAGAUGAAAUGGACAUAGAUGAAACUGCUUCAGGUGCUAUGAACGAGGAAUCAGCGUAUAUCGGAGAUAAUUGUCUUUCUACACCUGCAGAUACUGAAGAGAAUUCGCCCCAAAAUGAUCAAGACAAUCAACUAGAUUCUAUGAUAAAGGAGCCAGAGUCAGAAGAAGCAGAGGGUCUAGGUGAUGCUGAAGAGUCUCCUGAUCAGUCUAUCAGUUCUGCCAUUCUACCAACAGAUAGUGGUGUAGGUGAAGUUGAAGGAGCACCAAGCGUUCAAGAUGAUGAAUCAAGUACAAUGGAUGAAGAUAUAGCUGAAGGAGGGGUUGCCAGCAGUGAUGAUGUCAACGACAUUAGUAGUGCCGCACAGGAGAUACUCAGCACUGGAAUAAGCUCGAGCACUGCAGAACCUGGAUCAGACAUUUCAAGCAGCGGCCAAACAGAGCCGUCAUUAAUAUCAUCCACAGCCAAUGGUCCAGGCAUAGUACAUUCGUUUUCGCUCACUCCUCAACAGCAGACCACAAACGAAUAUCUCAAAUUUCUAUCGAGCAGGUUCGGCGACGCUGAUACCUCGGAGAUGGAAGGCGCCGCCGACACGGCACCCGCGGGCAGUGAGUCGUCCAUGCCGCUUCUCACCAUGACGGCCAACGGAUCCGCCGCACUCAUCUCGCCGACCUCGACGCCGACGUCUACUCCGAUCCAAGGCGAGGAGGGCGGGGCGACGUCGGUGUCGUCAUCGGUUGGUGCGGCAUGUGCGGCGGAUGCGGCAAGUGAUGUCGGCGCGGCGUCCGCUGCGAGCGGCGAGGCGGAAGGAGCGGUGAGCAGCACCCUCCCCUCCACCAUCGCUGCGCACGCUCUUGCCACACUCGCCAGUGCUGCUCUUCACCAUCACGAACAGGCCGAACCAGAAGAGCCCAAGAAACACGACGAGGACGCUUGGUACACGGUUGGCAUCGUCAAAGGAACUACGUUUACGGUUCAAAAUUAUAUAUCGGAUCCAAACAUAGACUUGUCUAAUUUAUCUUUAGACAGUCUUCCCGAUUUGACCGGGCUGCCGACGACGCCCUUAGAGCAUGGCACAGCCUAUAAGUUCAGAAUUGCUGCUGUGAAUUCUUGCGGCCGAGGAGAGUUCAGUGAAGAAUCUGCAUUCAAAACCUGUCUGCCGGGAUUCCCCGGUGCGCCGUCAGCUAUCAAAAUAUCAAAAUCAGUAGAGGGCGCACAUUUGUCCUGGGAACCACCGCAAGUUGCCGCCGAAGGAAUUUUCGAAUAUUCGGUCUACCUGGCGGUGCGCUCCAACACUCAGCCUAAGGAAGCGGCGAAGUCGCAGCUGGCGUUCGUGCGCGUGUACUGUGGCAAGGCGAACACGUGCGUGGUGCCGCAGUCGUCGCUGAGUGCGGCGCACGUGGACUCCUCCACCAAGCCCGCCAUCAUCUUCCGCAUCGCCGCGCGCAACGAGAAGGGCUACGGCCCCGCCACGCAAGUCAGGUGGCUGCAAGAUAUUAAAUCCACUGGUGUGAAAAGAGCAGGAGAGGGAAGGUUACCGGGAGCGUCCCCAUCAAAGCAACCUAAACAAAUAGUACAUUAAUUUUUAUUUUUGAUUGAUUAAGACUACCCGCAAAUUUUAAUAAAUAAGUUCAUAAGAAGUAUUCGUUACAUCGUAGUGUUAGUUGAACAUUCUGAUCGACGAUUCGUCUUGUAACAUUCAGUGAAAUGAAAUCUCAAUAUCUAUACAUAUAUAAUAAAAUUCUAAAUGGAAAUAUUAAAACGUUUCCGGGGGAUUUUUUUUCAUUCAUUUUUAAAUACAUUAUAUGUUGCGUUAUAUUUUUUUAAACGCGACACAUUAAACUUAAGAAGCUGUGCCUAAAAUUAUAGACUUAAUGAGGAGACGACUGACUUAGGAAGGAAAAUAAUGAAAUUGUUUUUUACAUAUCCGUGUGUGUGCGUUAAAGUAAUAUGUUAAUUUUGUUCUAAAUAGAGAGCAGAAGCGCAAUAAUGAUAAUUGUAAUUAAAACCAUAAAAUUACCACCGUGCUUCACUGACGUUGUCACAACAUAGUUUUGUUGUCACGUUUUGGGAAGUGGUAUGAAGUACAAUAAGUGUUAUUGAGACAUUGGACCGUAUUAAUGAUACAGUGAUACAGUGAUCGUGGCAAUAAGCUUAAGGUUCGUUUAAUGGAAAGAAAAACUAUAAAAUGUAAUUUGGCUUUUAAUUAUUAAUUACAUAUUAUUGAGUACACUA
This is a messenger RNA of Bombyx mori (domestic silkworm), 2721 nucleotides long. Its product is annotated as host cell factor. Bases 221 to 2068 code for a protein of 615 amino acids. Gene Ontology annotation, molecular function: protein binding; transcription coactivator activity. Gene Ontology annotation, biological process: chromatin remodeling; regulation of DNA-templated transcription. Gene Ontology annotation, cellular component: histone methyltransferase complex. The transcript is spliced from 14 exons. Lineage: Eukaryota; Metazoa; Arthropoda; Insecta; Lepidoptera; Bombycidae. The record is from RefSeq and is a predicted model, not a curated record.